Messenger RNA from Funneliformis geosporum, 2946 nucleotides. NCBI's taxonomy places the organism in Eukaryota, Fungi, Glomeromycota, Glomeromycetes, Glomerales, Glomeraceae. The record is from the annotation of a GenBank genome assembly.
AUGGCCAACGAACUAAGUGAUUUCGCUAUCAAGCCUCAAAAACAUACCCCGAAUUUGAACACAUCGGAAUGGCCUUUACUUUUAAAAAAUUAUGAUAAACUUCACGUUCGUACAGGGCAUUACACCCCUGUUAUUCAGGGAUGCUCACCACUUAAACGUGAAUUAAAUGAUUAUAUAAGAUAUGGAAUCAUCAAUCUCGAUAAACCUGCCAAUCCCUCAUCACACGAGGUUGUUGCGUGGGUACGACGUAUCCUCGAAGUUGAAAAGACAGGACACAGUGGUACAUUAGAUCCUAAAGUAACGGGAUGUUUGAUAGUUUGUGUAGAUCGGGCGACUCGUUUAGUUAAAUCACAACAAAGUGCAGGAAAGGAAUACGUGUGCGUUGUUCGAUUUCAUGAGGCUCUUGAAUCUGCCAAGAAGUUUGUACAAGGCUUAGAGACCCUUACUGGAGCUCUAUUCCAACGGCCUCCUUUGAUAUCUGCUGUAAAACGUCAAUUACGUAUUCGUACCAUUCAUGAAACAAACUUGAUUGAAUACGACGAAAAUCGUCACUUGGGUGUGUUUUGGGUCAGCUGUGAAGCUGGAACUUAUAUCAGAACGCUUUGCGUACAUUUGGGUUUGAUCCUUGGUGUCGGUGCUCAUAUGGCAGAACUUCGACGUGUUCGUUCCGGUGCAAUGUCCGAGAAUGAUGAUAUGGUAACAAUGCAUGAUGUUUUGGAUGCCAAAUGGGUUCACAAGAAUACGAAAGACGAAUCAUAUCUUCGAAGGGUUAUUCGUCCUCUUGAAUCUCUCUUGAUAACUUAUAAGAGAAUUGUUGUCAAAGAUAGCGCUGUAAAUGCUAUUUGUUACGGCGCCAAACUUAUGAUACCAGGUCUGCUUAGAUAUGAGGAUGGUAUUGAACUUCACGAAGAAAUUGUUCUAAUGACCACAAAAGGAGAAGCUAUCGCUCUUGGUAUAGCAUUGAUGACAACUGCGGUUAUGAGUUCCGUGGAUCAUGGAGUUGUCGCAAAAAUUAAGAGAGUAAUUAUGGAACGAGAUACGUAUCCAAGAGCAUGGGGGUUAGGACCCAAGGCUAUGGAAAAAAAGAAACUCAUUUUCGAAGGAAAAUUAGAUAAAUAUGGUCGCGUAAAUGAUAACACCCCUGAAUCUUGGAAGACUUCAUUUGUAGACCUCAGUGCAGUUGGUACCAAGAGCGAUGCAGUACCAACUACACCUGCGAAUUUAAUUUCUACUACGCCGUCUACAUCCGCAGUAGUUUCAGCACCUGUUCCCGAGUUAGUAGAAGGUGGAACAAGUAAAGCUGUGAAGAGGAAAGCCGAAGAAGAAUCUGAUGUUCCUGAAGCAGAAGAAGGAUCCAAACCAUCGAAGAGAGAAAAGAAAGCAAAGAAGGUUAAGAUUAAGGAGACUUCCACAAAGAAGAGAAAAUCAGAUGAAGAAAGUGAUGCUGAAGAAGUGAUAGAGAAGACUUCAAAAAAGAAAUCUAAAAAAGAAAAGAAGUCUGCAGUUUCUGAAGUUGAAGUUGCGACAAUUCGUGAUUUGAGCAAAACUGCCGAAGACGACGAUGUAUCUCAGCCUGAUAUGAAAAGAAUUCGUGCCGAACCUUCGGCUACUAACGAUCUUUAUCUGGACACCAUAAAUCGGCAUAUGUUGGACUUUGACUUUGAAAAAGUCUGCUCGGUUUCUUUGUCAAAUUUAAACGUAUAUGCGUGUUUGGUGUGUGGUAAAUAUUUCCAAGGCCGAGGACGUCAAUCACACGCGUAUUUUCAUAGUUUGCAUGAGAAUCACCACGUUUUCAUCAAUUUACAUACUCUUAGGGUAUACGUUUUACCUGAUGGAUACGAAGUCAAUGAUUCAUCAUUAGAUGAUAUUAAGUAUGUACUUCAUCCAACUUUUACGAAAGAACAAGUCGCGAAAUUGGAUCAAAAUAUAAGACAUUCAUAUGACUUAAAUAACAAAAAAUAUUUGCCAGGUUUUGUGGGUCUUAACAAUGUAAAAGCCAACGAUUAUGUUAAUGUUAUAAUACAAGCGUUGGCACACAUUCCACCCCUUCGAGAUUUCUUCAUCUUGCAAAACUUUGAAUCAAAGUCUCAAUUGGUGCAAAGGUUCAGUACUCUGGUUAGAAAAAUUUGGAAUCCCAGAGCAUUUAAAGGCCAAGUCAGCCCACAUGAGUUACUUCAGGAGAUUGUUAACGCGAGCGGCAAAAAAUUUAAACUUGCUGAACAAAGUGAUCCUCUUGAAUUUCUUUCCUGGUUUUUGAAUACAUUGCAUAAAGAUUUGGGUGGAACGAGAAAACCAAAGUCGAGUAUUAUUUAUAAGAUAUUUCAAGGUGAGGUCAAAGUUGAAGCACAGUCGGUUCUUAUAAAAGAUGAUGCUGAUGAAGAAGAACGAUUGUUGUUCGAUCUUGACAGAGAAAUUUCGGUCAAUAUAUCACCUUUUCUAUUUUUAACGUUGGAUUUACCUGCGCCUCCCCUGUUCAAGGAUGGGGUUGAAAAGAACAUUAUACCUCAGAUUGCUUUGACAACGAUACUUGCUAAAUAUGAUGGUCGUACUUCUCAAGAAUCGGUUGGAACUUUGAAAAGGUUCCAACUUACUCGUCUACCAAAUUAUAUCGUUUUUCAUAUCAAACGAUUUACUAAAAAUAAUUGGUCUGCGGAGAAAAAUCCAACAAUAGUUAACUUUCCAAUCAAAAAUAUUGACAUGAGAGACUACCUUGAGAAUCUGGAUGAAGAUAUGCUUGAUACUCGCUAUGAUUUAAUCGCAAAUAUUUGCCAUGAAGGUAGGCCAGGAAAGGGCAAUGGUAUCUAUAAAGUUCAUGUUCAACAUCGUGGAAAAGAUCAAUGGUAUCAAAUUCAAGAUUUAAUUGUUGAGGAAAUCAAUGCACAAAUGAUAUUUUUAUCUGAGAGCUAUAUUCAGAUAUGGGAAAGAAAGGAGCAUGACUUGUGUUAA